CUCGAAACCCCCUAACAAUAUCAGUCCACGAUCAGGAAUUUCUUGUUGGUUUAACCUUGAAGGUGGAUUUUUAUAAUGUUUUCUAAGAAGUUGCAAACUUUCUUGAUAUUAUUGAGUAUAUUUCAUAACGGCCAUACAGAUACAACAGUAUUGCCCACAGCAAGUUUUUCAAAGUCGUCCGUUACAGAUGACCCCGAAGCAACAAAUGUAACUUUGUCAAACAUAACUCUGACGAAUUCAAGUAAAACGGAUUCAACAUCAAAAUCAACGCUAGCAUCAACAACACAAAAAACUGGAGGAAACACAGCUGCUGGUGAUGUGCUCGUUGAUCAAGGACUUCAUGUAUAUUCUACUGGUUCAAACCUGUCAAUCACCUGUACUUACAACAGCCAGACAACUCUGAGCUCUAGCGAUGUGCAAGGCUUGGCAUUUUAUGACAGAUUCGAUAGCAAGUUUGAUACCAACAGAGGGUUCACACAGGACCCCAAGAUGAAGGAUUUAAAAACCAUCACUGUAACUCUGAUGAAAGAAAAGGUGUCUCGCUCAGACGCUGGAAGAUAUGUCUGCAAAUAUAAAACUACAUCUAGUAUUUAUACCGAAGUUGUGGUAGUACACUUUGACACAACCUCUGAUGAGUACAACACCACUCUUGGCAAUAAACAAAACAACAAAUUGGAAUGCAAGUACACAAUAAGCCGAGAAAAUGCUUCAGGUAGUCUUCAAGAGGAACUAAAGUGGAAAAUGGGGGAUAAGCUUGCAACCAGUGUUUCCAGUAGACACAAACUCAAUGGAACCAACACACUUAUCAUUGAAAACGCUGAGUGGAGUGAUGUUGGGCCCUACACAUGUGAAUUGACUGUACAGUCUCAGACUGUCUCUACAGUUGUUCCACUCAAAGGAGAACCAAAAAUUGGGAAAAUGGAUACGUCAAAGAAUGUAGUCCAGGAAGAUGACGUGGAGCUGAAGUGCCCGGUCUCAGGUUUCCCCUACCCCUCCAUCACCUGGAGAAAAAAUGGCCAGCCCCUCCCCCAGGACAGGAGAAUCACACUGGCUGCUGCUGAUAAUAAAUAUGAAAACGCCAUUCUGUACAUAAACAAUCUCGAGUUUGAAGACAAGGGAGAGUAUACUUGUAACGCAACCAAUGAAGUUAACCCAUCUGGAGUAGGGGCUACAAUCACUUUGAGGGUUAAAGACAAGUUUGCAGCUUUGUGGCCAUUCCUGGGAAUUGUAGCAGAGGUCAUUGUGCUGUGCAUUAUCAUCUUCAUAUACGAGAAAAAGCGAAGCCGUGAAAUGGAGGAUGAAGCAGAUGGUGGUGAUGAUGUUGUAAAUGCUGAUGACCACAAAGGAAAAGAUGUCCGAGAGGCUCGAAUUCAUGGUGCUGGAUUAAAAUGGUUUAAAGAAAACUCGUCCUUUGAGAUUUUUUGUUCGUACAGUUAUGAGACGAUUUCCCGGCCAGACUUGUUAAAAUUUUAUAAUGGAUCUGGUAGUGAAUUCUCAGAGGAAAGUGGUUUCCGUAGGACUGUUAUCAGCGCCACACAGACUCUGGUCAACAUCUCACUGUCUAAGGACAGGAUUCAGAUCAGUGAUGUAGGGAAAUACAGCUGUAGAUAUGGAGAUGGCCCAACAACCUAUGUCUUUGUUGCUGUUGUUCAGGUGAGCACAACACCACAGAUGUACAACCAAUCCUUGCUGCAGCAGGACUACACCUUAUCCUGCGAGUUCAUUGCUGUACUUGAUGCAGAGGCUAAAAAGAUGGUUCAUGGGAAAAAAGUGCUUUGGUCUAAAGAUAACAUUGCAGCUGACCAGAUUUCAGUGAGACACAUUGCUAACGAAAGCAUGCUGACCAUUAAAGAUGCAGUCUGGUCCGAUAUUGGACUGUACAGCUGUGAUUAUACGGUUUCUUGGAGUACAGAUGGUACGAAAGUAAUACAUAACACAGUGGCUUUCACAGGAGAGGGGAGAAUUGACGAGAAGAGUCUCCCUAGGUCAGUGAACCUGAUCCAGGACGAAGACCUAGAACUGACCUGUCCAGUGUCAGGGUAUCCCUACCCCAAUGUGACUUGGCAGAUUGAUGGUGUGGAAAUUAGCCCCGACAGCAGGAGAACUCUAUCAACAGACCCUACUGGAAAGUACCAGAAUGCUGUAUUAAAGGUGGUUAAGGUGCAGUUUGAAGACAGGGGAAUGUACACUUGCACUGGAAGAUCAGAUUUAAACACAGUGACAUCAUCUUCCAUCACUGUGAGAGUAAAGGACAAAUACGCAGCUGUGUGGCCUUUCAUUGGAAUAGUAUUGGAGGUCAUUGUGCUGGGUUUGGUCAUUUACUUAUGUGAGAAGAGGAGGAAACACAGAGAAGAACAGGCAGAGGCAAAUGCUGGCCUAGAUAAUGCCCAGGGAAAACAGACAAGUGAGAAGAGACGUUCAGAUGUCCGACAGAGAAGCAACACUCAGUAAACAUCAUUGACAGCUGUGAUCAACUUCAGCAAUAAACAACACAAUCAACUGUCAUAGACACAUCAACAUUAUAACCAGCUGUGGUCAAGUGACAAAACACAUAUCAUUGAUCAACUGUCAAGCAUCAUCUGUGAUCAACUGUCAAGCAUCAUACUGUAUAAAGCCAUUCUAAGUUUUUUCUCUGUUUAGCGUCCACUCAUCUUUCAAAAACCUACCUACCUAUUCGCAAAAAACACACAAGCCAAAACAUAAAACACAAGCUUAAAAGUCAUAAAAAUUACGUCCUUCAAAUGAUUUGAUCUAACUAAACUGCUUUAAUAGAAGAAAUAUCUAUUCCUAAGCAAAAACAGCGGAUUAAAUGCUUACAAUACACCCAAUAUAACUUACUGUACAGAAUUAUUUGGAGAAAUUUACAAGAUUCAAAAAUUUCGACUAAAUUUAUCAAUUUCAGGACUGCUGUUGUUGUGUGUUUUUUCUCAUAUGGGGUGUCAAAAACCAAGGCGCACACAGACGCUAAACAUAGAAAAAACUUGGAAUGGCCUAAGCAGAAUUUUUAGUGUGGAUUUAAUUUUGGCAUUAUUAGCGAGGGUGUCAAGAUCGCUAAAAUUAAAUAUUGCUAAAAAUUAAUCGCACUUUUUUGUAAUCACUUCUUUAGUGAGCUUCUUAAAUUCGCUAAAAUUACAUUCGCUAAAAAAAAAAACAAUUUUUAAGGACAAAUCGCUAAAUUUGCUUCUCGCUAAAAUUUCCACUGAUACAGUAGAUUAAUUGAAGCCGCAGUGGGGAGGGGAAGGGAAUGGGAUUUGGGGUUGAGAUGUGACAAUCUGUUAAUUGGGACAUGUGAAUAUUUAUUGCUGGAAUAUGGAAUAUGCCACCACAUUUAUUUUUCAUUUCAAAAUACGUACAAGAAAUUGGGGAUAUGCACAUAUGAAGAAAAAAUACUGCUUCAUGAAGUACAUGUAUUUGUUAAAAGGAGAAGAGAAAGAACAAAUUAAGCUACAAAUUAUUUGUAACACAUACAUGUAUUUAUGUUAAAACUUUAUUGGCAGACCAAGGCAACAUAUAGCAGCUCAGCUUGUUUCCAAAAUUCAUAACAGAAGACAUGUUAAGUGUAAAAAUCUUGUCAUUCAUUUGAAUGACGAAAAAUGAAAUCCAUUUAUAAAAACAAUUACCAAAGAAUUUGGCUGGGAGACAUAACAGAAUCAUGGAAAGCUUGACCAGAAAUGCAAUUCAAUAAAUGAUUACAAAAUAGUGGUCUGCCAGCCACAAUAUUGUUACAACAUACAGAUGUGAUAAUGUGGUAAAACACAACAUCAAAAUUUAUUGGAAACAAAAGUGGUGCAUAAAAAGUGCCUCAGGACACACAAAUAAAAAUUAUGUGGUUAAUUAAACAAAUGUGGUGGAUGGAGUGGAGGUGGUGGUUGCUUUUUUGUUCACAAAAAUUACGCGGCAGCACUCCGAGUAAACAAGAAGUAUAUAAAUAGGAAGCCUUGCACGGUAAUCUGAUUGGCUGAAAACAGCUAAGGCCCUUGACAAAAUUUAUGGACGCGCGGUAAAACUGGGUCACUGGAAGAACCGGGUUUACAAAUUAAAGGUUUUGUAAAAUUACAAAAAGAUAAACACAUUUAUUUUACAUCCACAAAAAUACAUAGGUACAUGAAAUUUUUAACAUAAAUCGCUUUAUUUGAAAAUAAACCUUAUUUUGUAACAUGUGAAUUGGUUAUUUUAUACGUAAAGGUGUAUGAUUUAGAAGAUUUUGAAUGUAUGAAAAAGAUGUGGUAAAAACUACAUGUACAAUUCUUUGCAGUACAUUCUUAACCCAAGUAGGUGAAUACUAGAAGACUUUUUUGCUUGAGAAAGUUUUUUUUAAUUCACAGAUUCUAAUACAUAGCUUUACAAUACAUAUAUACAUUUUUUGAAGAUUUUUAAAGAGAGAGAGAGAAGAGUAAGGAUAGAAAAAGAGAGAUAUAGAGAGGAGAGAGUAGUUAAUUUAAUCACAUAAAAAGAUUCUUCCUUACACCUCCCAGGCUUUGUCAAAAGUAACCCGUUUUUUUUCUUGUAGGUUACUAUACUUGUUUGUUUCAUAGACAUAUGUUCAUCUGCAAAGUUUUUAUGUAACUUUUUUAAAACUUAAUUAUUUUAAUAAAAUUUUAUUAUCAGUU
Saccostrea cuccullata (small rock oyster) is the source of this 4610-nucleotide messenger RNA. Its product is annotated as hemicentin-1-like. The record is from RefSeq and is a predicted model, not a curated record. The transcript has 14 exons. The coding region runs from base 76 to 2451 and encodes 791 amino acids. Lineage: Eukaryota; Metazoa; Mollusca; Bivalvia; Ostreida; Ostreidae.